Messenger RNA from Photinus pyralis (common eastern firefly), 3101 nucleotides. It is a transcript of the gene MetRS, whose product is annotated as methionine--tRNA ligase, cytoplasmic. Gene Ontology annotation, cellular component: cytosol; aminoacyl-tRNA synthetase multienzyme complex. Gene Ontology annotation, molecular function: ATP binding; methionine-tRNA ligase activity. The record is from RefSeq and is a predicted model, not a curated record. NCBI's taxonomy places the organism in Eukaryota, Metazoa, Arthropoda, Insecta, Coleoptera, Lampyridae. The coding region runs from base 138 to 2978 and encodes 946 amino acids. Gene Ontology annotation, biological process: methionyl-tRNA aminoacylation. The transcript has 15 exons.
UAUCAACGGAGCUGUCACUGUCACAUCCACGUUUUCGAUUUUCUGAGAUUGUAACCUCAAAAAUUCUGCCUUUCUGUUUGAAACCUGGAACGAAUUGACUGUUAGAUUCUGUAGAGCCUAAGAAGAAAUCAUUUAAAAUGCUCGUCAUUCAAACCAAUGAGAAUAAUCCUUCGACUCUCAAGAUUUUGAUCGCAGCGAAUUUCAUUCGUGUUAAGGCUACACUCGAAAUACCUAGUCGCGAGACUGUGUUAAAAUGUCGACGUCUACCUUCACUUACAAUUAAUGAUAAUUUAAUAUUUAUUCCGAAUGCCGCCGCAUAUUAUUUAUUUCCACCUACUGUAAAUCAAUCAAAGACUGACGAGUGGUUAGAAUGGGAAUCCACUGUAUUAUCUCCUAAUAUAGCUAUUACUUUAGGAACUUCAUUCAAGAAUCCAUCCUCGAAAAAGAAUUUAAUUAACAACUUGAAGAAACUCAAUGAUGCAAUAUCUGCUAGUCAAAGAUUUCUAGGUGGUGAUACAAUUUCUGUGUGCGAUAUUGCUAUAUGGUCCACAUUAUAUCCAUUAUACAAAGAUGCAGGUCUUGUAACGGAAUAUUUAUCCGAGUUAAAAAAUGUGUCCAUAUGGUUAAAAAGUUUGGAGUCAAUGCCAGAAUUUAAGAAAGCGUUACAAGACUUCAAGGUAACUGCCGGCAGUUCCGCAUAUCAAGUAUUAUUUAAUAGUGCAAAAUAUUUUGUUUCUGCAUCAGCUACCAAUGAUGAAAUGGUAUCAUCUCCUCAACAUGCAAGUGACCCUGUCACUGCCGAUGAAAUUCUUGCAGCAAAGAAAGCUUGGAAUGAAGUGAAAAGUGCACUACUACCUAAAAAAGAAGUUGUACCUGUGUUGCCUGUACCUGGCGAAAAAAACAUUUUAAUUACUUCUGCUCUUCCGUAUGUCAAUAAUGUUCCUCACUUGGGCAAUAUUAUUGGUUGUGUACUUUCGGGAGAUGUUUUUGCUAGAUUCUCCCGCCUGUGCAAUUACAAUACAUUGUACAUUUGCGGAACUGACGAGUACGGAACGGCCACUGAAACAAAAGCUUUAGAAGAAGGUCUUACUCCUCAGCAAAUAUGUGACAAAUAUUUUGAGAUUCACAAUGCAAUUUAUCGUUGGUUUAACAUCGGAUUUGACCACUUUGGGCGCACAACUACUCCUGAACAAACAAGCAUUACUCAAAAAUUUUUCUUGGAUUUAAAUUCGAAUGGAUUUAUGCAAGUAGAGUCUGUCGAGCAACUGUUGUGCGAGAAGUGCGAUCGAUACUUAGCUGAUCGGUUUGUGGAAGGCGGUUGUCCACAUCCUGGUUGUAAUUACGACGACGCCAGAGGAGAUCAGUGUGACAGUUGUGGCAAGCUAAUCACGGCGAGCGAGCUAAUAAAUCCGCGAUGCAAAGUGUGCGGCACAAGGCCGGUUGUCAAGAAUUCGGAUCAGUUCUUUUUAGAUUUGCCAAAAAUAGAACCAUUAUUAUAUCACUGGAUGAAGAACUCUUCCCCUGGAUGGUCGAAUAACGCCAGCGUAAUUGCUCAAUCAUGGGUGAGAGAGGGGUUGAAGCCGAGAUGUAUAACUCGAGACUUGAAGUGGGGAGUUCCUGUACCACUGGAUGGAUAUCGUGAUAAGGUGUUUUAUGUGUGGUUUGAUGCACCAAUCGGUUACGUAUCCAUAACAAAGAGAUACACCGAGCACUGGGAGAAGUGGUGGAAACCAAGUGCAGAUACUCCAGUAACAUUAUACCAAUUUAUGGCCAAAGAUAAUGUACCAUUUCAUUCCGUCAUGUUUCCAGCAUGUUUGCUGGGCCUGAACCAAGGGUAUACUCUCGUCCAACAUAUAAUGGCAACCGAGUACUUAAAUUAUGAAGAUGGAAAAUUCUCGAAAUCCAGAGGUGUGGGAGUUUUUGGAAAUAAUGCUCAAGAUACAGGAAUACCUAGCGAUGUGUGGAGAUUUUAUUUGUUGUACAUUCGACCUGAGUCCCAAGAUUCUAGUUUCAGUUGGAACGAUCUUGUAACAAAAAAUAAUUCUGAAUUGCUUAAUAAUUUGGGCAACUUCAUUAAUAGAGCGCAAGUAUUUGCAGAAAAGUUCUUUAAUGGUGUAGUACCUGAUAUGAAUUUGAAUGAUGAGGAUUACACUUUACUAGCACUGUGCACCAGGGAGGUAAAAGAAUAUGUUAAAGCGGUCGAGAAAUGUAAAUUACGAGAUGGUAUUAGACACAUAUUGACCAUUUCGCGGCAUGGCAAUCAGUACAUGCAAGUAUCUGAACCGUGGGUGCAGGUCAAAGGAACAGAUGAACAAAAGGCCAGAACAAAAACCGUGAUCGGUCUUUGCUGUAAUCUCACGUGUCUUUUAGCAGUACUGUUAUCACCGUACAUGCCUAACACCAGCCGUACUAUUCGCAAACAAUUGAAUGCUCCCGAUACCGUCUGCGUUCUAGAUCCAGACAACCCUGAGAUAACAAACCUGCUUAAAGCCGGUCAUCAAUUGGGAAAACCAUCACCACUAUUUGACAAAAUUGAUCAGGCAAAAGUUGACGAGUUGAAGAAACAAUUUGGUGGCAAACAAGAAACUUCCCCUAAGAAGGAGGUCGGGGACGUAUCUGCAUUAGAAGCCUCUGUCAAUCAACAAGCCGACAAAGUUAGAGCUUUGAAAUCAAGUGGAGCUGCUAAAACUCUAUGGCAACCUGAAGUCAAUAUUCUGUUAGAUUUAAAAAAGCAACUGGAAGCUGCUAAAACAACCGUAACUGAGAAAGUAAGUACGGAGGUAAAAGUUUCUGCAGAGGAUGCUUUAGCAUUAGAACAAAAAGUAGAGGAGCAGGCUACAUUGGUACGUAAUUUAAAAUCUAGUGGUGCUCCAAAAACCGAAUGGCAGCCACAGGUUAACAUGUUAUUGGAAUUAAAACAGAAACUAGCUUUGGCAACAGGUAAACCUAUUGUGCAGGCGAAGAAAAGUAAGAAGUAAGGUUGUGAGAAUGGGAGUUUAUGUAAUAUUUUGUGAUGUAUUGACGCUUUAAUUUUGAACCUUUCUAGUUAUUUAUUUAAUUAGAUCUUUUACAUCCUUAAUAAAAACUGUCUUCGUGUAAUA